UUAAAAAUGGCAAUUUAUGAGAAAAUAUUUAAUUUAUUUAAACUCCAUAUUAAUGAUGAUUGCGACAAAGAUACUACACGGAAAUUGCUUUCGCCAAUACUUAUGUUUAUGGAUCUUUAUGAAAAAGAACGAACCGCAGAUCUUAUACAUGAAAUUUUUCAACAGGCCUGUGUUGAGUUUCAGUGGUUCUACUGGACUUCGGACGAAUAUUAUGGUGGAGUAGGCGAGUGGAGAGAAUUUCCACCGGUUUGCAUUUCGCAGCUUAACAAGGCUGUUCGUGAGAAAAAGACUAGUGUUCAGGUUUUUACUAAUAUUGAUUCUUUUGUCAAUAAACAUCAAGUUCGCAUUAAGCUUUUUAAAAAUUUUUACUUUAGAUUGUUCUUUCACAACGUCACUAUGUAG
Messenger RNA from Meloidogyne enterolobii, 402 nucleotides. NCBI's taxonomy places the organism in Eukaryota, Metazoa, Nematoda, Chromadorea, Rhabditida, Meloidogynidae. The record is from the annotation of a GenBank genome assembly.